Macrobrachium nipponense is the source of this 1779-nucleotide messenger RNA. RefSeq names its product tubulin alpha-3 chain. The record is from RefSeq and is a predicted model, not a curated record. The transcript is spliced from 4 exons. Gene Ontology annotation, biological process: mitotic cell cycle; microtubule cytoskeleton organization. Gene Ontology annotation, molecular function: structural constituent of cytoskeleton; GTP binding. Lineage: Eukaryota; Metazoa; Arthropoda; Malacostraca; Decapoda; Palaemonidae. Gene Ontology annotation, cellular component: microtubule; cytoplasm. Bases 232 to 1593 code for a protein of 453 amino acids.
AGUGCGCGGGAUGACGUCACGAAAGUUAUAUAUAGCAGUGGUGGCGCACCUUCGAAAUCAUUCGAGAUCGCGAGAGCACCAGUGACGGUUCUUGGGAUCUUGCAGCUCCUCGUUCCUCCACACUAACCUUAUAAUAUUGCAACAAAAUGCUGUGAAUAUUGCAACUAGGCCCACUAAAAGCAUUUUAAGAACUGCUUACUUGUCUGACGUUACAGUUGCUGUCGUACAGAGAUGGUUAGGCGUGAGUGCAUCUCCGUCCAUGUUGGCCAGGCUGGUACCCAGAUGGGCAAUGCCUGCUGGGAAUUAUACUGCCUUGAGCAUGGCAUCCAGCCUGAUGGUCAGAUGCCUUCGGACAAAACCAUUGGAGGUGGUGAUGACUCUUUCAAUACCUUCUUCAGUGAAACUGGUUCAGGAAAGCAUGUACCCAGAGCAGUGUUUGUCGAUCUGGAACCCACUGUGAUUGAUGAAAUCAGAACCGGGGUUUACCGUCAGUUAUUCCACCCUGAACAACUCAUUACUGGCAAGGAAGAUGCUGCUAACAACUAUGCAAGAGGACAUUACACUAUUGGAAAGGAAAUUGUUGACUUGGUCUUGGACAGGAUUAGAAAGUUGGCUGACAAUUGCACUGGUCUUCAAGGUUUCCUCAUCUUCCACUCCUUUGGUGGUGGCACUGGGUCUGGCUUUACCUCACUGUUGAUGGAAAGGUUGUCUGUUGAUUAUGGCAAGAAGAGCAAACUGGAAUUCGCUAUUUACCCUGCCCCACAAGUUGCCACUGCUGUUGUUGAACCAUACAACUCUAUUCUUACUACACACACCACCCUAGAGCACUCUGAUUGUGCCUUCAUGGUUGACAACGAAGCCAUCUACGAUAUCUGCCGCAGGAAUUUGGACAUUGAAAGACCCACCUACACCAACUUGAACCGUCUCAUUGGCCAAAUUGUAUCCUCAAUCACUGCAUCUCUUAGGUUUGAUGGUGCCCUCAAUGUUGACUUAACAGAGUUCCAGACCAACCUGGUGCCUUAUCCCAGAAUCCACUUCCCCCUCGUAACUUACGCUCCAGUUAUUUCAGCUGAGAAGGCUUACCAUGAACAACUGUCUGUAUCAGAGAUUACAAAUGCCUGUUUCGAGCCUGCUAACCAGAUGGUGAAAUGUGAUCCUCGCCACGGCAAGUAUAUGGCCUGUUGUCUGCUGUACCGUGGUGAUGUUGUACCAAAGGAUGUCAAUGCUGCCAUUGCAACAAUCAAAACAAAGCGUUCAAUCCAGUUUGUAGACUGGUGUCCAACUGGUUUCAAGGUUGGUAUCAACUACCAGCCUCCAACUGUUGUGCCAGGUGGUGAUUUGGCCAAGGUGUCAAGGGCUGUGUGCAUGUUGUCUAACACCACUGCCAUUGCUGAGGCUUGGGCCAGAUUGGAUCAUAAGUUUGACUUGAUGUAUGCCAAGCGUGCCUUUGUCCACUGGUAUGUUGGAGAGGGUAUGGAAGAGGGAGAGUUCACCGAAGCCCGUGAAGAUCUUGCAGCUUUGGAGAAGGAUUAUGAGGAAGUUGGUGUUGAUUCUGCUGAUGCAGAAGGUGAAGCUGAAGGUGACGAAUACUAGAAAGUAUAUUUAUUCCUUCCUUGUCUGUCUUUUUUUACAUUAACUUUUUGUUAAUCUAUUCAUGUGAAGGAUAAUUAUCUUGGUUUCUCAAGAGAUUGGUCCUCAAAAAAUCUCAUUCCAGGCAACCUAUGUGAGUUACGAAAAUUUUAUUUUAUUUUUUCACAGUUAAUAAAUUUCAAAAAUCUA